Molecule: messenger RNA, 972 nt
Organism: Eremomyces bilateralis CBS 781.70
Lineage: Eukaryota; Fungi; Ascomycota; Dothideomycetes; Eremomycetales; Eremomycetaceae
Exons: 2
Coding region: 157-681 (174 amino acids)
Molecular function (GO): carbon-sulfur lyase activity
Source: RefSeq, a predicted model, not a curated record
CGCGAAGAAUCCUCUGAGACGUAUCGUAGGGCGUAGUAGUCUGGUGGGGUGAAUGGUUUAAAAGAUGACUUUGGAUCUCAUCUGAGGGAUAUUCUGUCACUGAUCAAGUACUUACGGUAAUAUCUAGAAUAGCCGCGAACAACCAUACCAGCGACCAUGGCAUCCACGAACGACUUCCCCAAACCAACCUACAUCACCGGGAGCUGCCUCUGCGGCGCCCUGAAAUACCGCAUCGACUUCCCCAAAGACCAUGACUUCGAUAAAGCCUCCGGCACCUGCCAAUGCACCCAAUGCCGCAAAAACACCUCCUCCCUCUUCUACAUCUACCACAAGGUCCCCUUCACCGCCUUCCGCUGGACGUCCCCCACCCCUUGCCCCACCCUCAAAGCCUACCAAGCCACCCCCGGCAACUCCCGCGGCUUCUGUACCAGCUGCGGAAGCAUGAUGUACUGGCGAACCAACGCGGGCCCGCAUAUCUCCGUCCCCAUCGGCACAGUGGAUCCGCUGUUUCUGUUCGGGGAGGGCGCGGAUGGGGUGGAGGUGCCGAAGGAGGGGUUUGGGAUGGCGUUGAUGAGGUGUGGGGGUGGGCAUGAGUGGUGUGGGAAUGAGAUACCGGGGGUGACGCGCAAGGAGGAUAUAUCGUUGUUUAAGAGGGGGGAGCAGUUUUUGGAGGACGAUUAGGGUGAGGGUGGAGCGCUUGUUAGGGACAAGAUAUGGGCGGCUGGACGAAAUAAUACAAGACGACAGCCAUAGGCAGAUACAAAUAGGUGAAUGCAAGCAGGCCAGAGCAGAGCUUAUCAAGCUAGACCGAGUUCAUUGAGACUGGUUUUAGGCGCCAAUUCCGCUUUGCUCCAGCGGAUGUACCACUGUACCAUGGUUUUAAUACGGACUUGCCUUGGGGGCUCCUCAGCAUUGAUGGCAAUUCCGAAGAAAACGUUCAGAUAUACAGAGCAGAACUUGGGGACGUUUGAU